Microbotryum saponariae is the source of this 3053-nucleotide messenger RNA. The record is from the annotation of a GenBank genome assembly. Lineage: Eukaryota; Fungi; Basidiomycota; Microbotryomycetes; Microbotryales; Microbotryaceae.
AUGACGGACCGACUGCUCGUUGCGCUGCACGUGCCUCAAGAGCUGCUCCCGCUCAGCGGCUCCCACGCGGUCGUCGCAGGCAACGGUCCCUCGAAGGCCCACUCCACCUCGACCACUCCACAAGGCUAUGGUCCACCCAUGCCCGUCGAUGGCACCCCUUUGACCCGUCUCGUCUCCGCCACGCUCUACAACCAGAGCCCCACCUCGUCAAACGACCCCAACUCGCACGGCUCGAGCAAUCGAACAGAAUACGACCUCGUCGCUCUGCCCCUGACGAACCGCAACUGGCAAGAACGGUGGGAGAGCAUGUGCGUCAGCAUCACCAGCCAGAGCCAAUUCGACCUGCAGGCGCAAACGGGCAACAAACUGCAGUCGCAACAGGGACAAUCGGUGGCCGAAGAGGCCGAGAGGUGGAGAGGUGGGGGAGCAUUCCACAGGCAUCAGGUCAACGUGACGCGCAGUGGUCAGUAUGCGCACUAGGGGUCUCACUACGAGCAAUCUAUCACUCAAAAGCAAGUCUUCCCUCACAGAGGAGACGGGAAGUCUGGUCGCGUUCGCCUCCGAUUGGCUCGAACUCGACUCGCCCGACGAAGGACUGCGCUUCGACUCUGAACUCGUACGAUCGACGAUCUUUUAGUAUUCUGCGGCACCCACCACCGGACUAACAAGACAGGCCUCUUUCUGCACAGGCCCUACGACAAGAGGUCACGUACGCCUCGUACCUCUCGCUCACGACCAUCAUCGUCGCGCCUCCAAGAGCAGAGUUUGCCGACUUUCUGCCCGACUAUGCCCGCGCCAUCAACGGCGCCCUCGCGAGCAGUUGGCAUAUCAAUGUGAGCGUCGCGUCGGGUUAGACCAUGCACGACUCACAGCAGGCGCUUAUCUUGUACUCAAGUUCACCCACAGAUAUCGAUCCGGUUACCUCUGAGCUUGCACCCACCCCCACACCUCGGAGGCCGGUCAUCGACACCCGUUGGAUCGUGGGCCUCGGCACAGGAUGACUGUCAAACCUGGGAGUGGUGGAACACGAUCCGGUCCAUGUGUGGCUAUUCGCCCCGUCUGAGCAUCUGUGAGCCCAUUCAAUCUCCUUGCACUGUUGUGGAUCCAAGCUCAACCCGUUCCAUUCUGUUGAACAGGUCUGGACCUGUCGAGCGCGCUUCCCCCCGCCCAAUUUCUCGGUCGAUGGGCCGCCGAACCGGUCAAGCACAUCUUUCUCCCUUGCUCGACCUUUAUACCCAACGCCAAAGCCUAUCCGGUCUUGACCAAAUCUCUGCAAGCCUUUUUGAAAAGAUGUUUCCGCUUCAACCCGACCGUCAUCCUCUCUGGAACCCAGAAAGGUCUUCACGCGAUGGGCGGCCCCUUGGCCUACGUCCAAUACGUUCGACACCUACAUCGCAAAGCCGCGCCAUUGGACCCUGUCGAACAGUACGCGCAAGGGUACAUGGACCAUCUGCAACUGCCCUUGCAGCCUCUAAUGGACAACCUCGAAGGGGAGACGUACGAAGGUUUUGAAAAGGAUCCCGUCAAGUACCGCCAAUACGAAGAGGCCGUCUACCAAGCCUUGCUCGAUCGACCAGAACGAAUGCCCGUGACCAUCUUCGUCGUCGGAGCAGGUCGAGGCCCCCUCGUCGCGGGCUGUCUACGCGCCGCCGAACGUUCGCGCCGAAAAAUCAUCAUCACCGCCGUGGAGAAGAAUCCGAGCGCGUACGUGAUCCUACAAGAGCGAGCUGCGCUGGAAUGGGGUUCGUCGGUCAAGCUCGUCUUUUCGGACAUGCGGAGUUUUCAUCCUCGAGAACAGGCGGAUAUCAUCGUUUCAGAGUUGUUGGGCUCGUUCGGGGACAAUGAACUGAGUCCCGAGUGCCUCGAUGGGGUGAUGAGGUGUCUUAAACGUGAGUUCGGCGCGAAGGUCACUCGAGUGGGAAUUCCUACUGAAGUGCCUGGCGUCGACGCUCCCAUAGCCGAUGGCAUCUCGAUCCCCUCCUCCUACACCUCUUACCUUGCCCCCAUCACGACCUCAAAGUUGCACGCCGAAGUGACCCGCCCCGUACCCCUAGGCACCUCCUCAACUUCAGCGGAUUACAAACCCGCCGAAUCACCCUACGUUGUCAUGUUCUCAGCGUUCCAUAUCCUGAGUGCUAGUACGGGACAAGAAGGUGGGGAGAGGGUCCAAGAGUGUUGGAGUUUUGUUCAUCCCAAUCCGAGGAUCAUAUUCGGGCAGGAUGGUCAGUUUUCUCACCCCUCUCUCGGUACCACCACUCCAAUGAUGCUUACCCAUUUCUCCUUCGUUCUACCGUAGGUCUCCCCUUAACAAACAGCCACAACACCCGAUCCGCACACCUCAGUUUCCAUAUUCCCUAUUCGGGCGUCUGUCACGGUUUUGCGGGUUAUUUCGAAGCGACGUUGUACAAGAACGUCGGGUUGUCGAUCCACCCCGAACGCGCGGCGGGGGACAUGUUGAGUUGGUUCCCAAUCUUCUUCCCUUUAAUGGUACGUUUCGGUUAAGUUGUACAGAAAGAAUCCGAUUGAUUGUUUUCUUCCGCACCACCACCCAGGAUCCCAUCUACCUCCCCGCUUCCUCCUCCAUCGACGUGCAAAUGUGGCGCAUGACGGACAGUUCCAAGCGUAAAGUCUGGUUCGAAUGGGCCGCCUCGGCGUACAUAACUAUACCUUCCCCGAUCACCACACCUUCCCCCAACCCCAAUACAACGACAGUCACCACAGCUAGUGCUACAGGUGGCGGAGCCCGCACGUCGUACGAUCCCCGCACGACCUGGAUGGCGAUGCCCAGCCCCCUGAUGGACGAUGGGAUAUUCCACUCCGCGCCCAGUCCCAUGAUCGGUUCCACGCCCCACCUCACGAACGGUACUUCCCCAACAGAUCGUCGGGACAGUGGCCGAAUGCCCAACGCUCCAGACGAAGAAGGCUCGAAUCAACAAUCCCAUGCGUCGAUGUCGAUGGUGAUGAAUAGGGUAUUGAUCAAUCAGAGCAAAUUGCAUAACCCGGGGGUAGGACGAGUCAUAUUGGAGUUUAGUCUGGAGCGAAGGUGGGCGUAG